Anisakis simplex (herring worm) is the source of this 702-nucleotide messenger RNA. The record is from the annotation of a GenBank genome assembly. Lineage: Eukaryota; Metazoa; Nematoda; Chromadorea; Rhabditida; Anisakidae.
AUGCCAUCUCGUGGAUUGAUGAAGGCUGCACCUGAUUAUGCAACCACCUCCUUUUCAUAUACUGUUAACAGCAUGGGAUCAUCACUGGAACGGAUGCUCAACACAACUGAAAAAAUACCAACAACGAUACUUGCAGACAUACCUAGCCAAUCAACGUGGGCAAACAUGCAAACGUGGUCAACGCAAGCAGCAGUGCCAGCAGGCACCUCAACAACGCCAAGCAUCGAUAAUCCAAGGGACUGUUGUGGUCAAGUCGAGAGGGAGACUGAUCUCGCGCAAUCGUUCGUGCUCUACUUUGCACCAGUGGUUAUUGGAUUGGCAAUAGUAAUGUGUAUCGCAAGACUACUUUUCAAUUACUGCACUUUCCGAGCGUUAACUCAGCCUGAGUCAUCGCAUUGUUCAUCGACAUCGCAUAUGCAGAGCACUCGCAAUCGCCGUCAUGCUCAUCAUAUUCACACACUCGAUCAUAAUCGAAUCUACACGAUACCUUGUGAAAGGAAUGAUUCACUGGCACAAAUAUUCAUGCAAGUUCCACCACCAAAUUAUGAACAAGCUCAAAAAUACGGCAGACCAGUUGCAUCAGUGGCGCAGCCUAUCGAUCAGGGCCCUCCACCAUACGCUUAUCAGAAUCCACUAUGUCUUAACAAUGAGCAAUCUGAUCCACAGCAAAGGUAUUUUCAACGAACUUAUAUGUGUACGUGA